Molecule: messenger RNA, 2407 nt
Organism: Paramormyrops kingsleyae
Lineage: Eukaryota; Metazoa; Chordata; Actinopteri; Osteoglossiformes; Mormyridae
Product: transmembrane protein 263-A
Source: RefSeq, a predicted model, not a curated record
UUCAAAACGUCACUUCCUGUUACACUAAAGCAGAAAAACAUAUUCGAAUCUGUAAAUCGUGAAAUAUUUUUAUUGAUUCGAGUAAAAAAUAAGUCAUCUUCAGCACGGCGCCUUCUCGGAAGGUAGCUAAGUCGCAUUUAUAAACCAGAAGUGACACGGAGAAGUUGUGCUGUGUUUCUGACAGCGAUGAAGGGACCCAACUCAGAUAGUGAUCUGGUGGAGGAUGCUAGCCCAUCGCCGGACAGCAGCAGCGAGGAUCUGCCCCCAUAUCUCCGCGAGGAGCCACCAGAGGACUUAGAGAAGGACCCCCCAAAGGCGGAAGGGGGUGUGGUUUGGCGGGUGACGGGCGGCCUGUUCAACUUGACCAAGGGUGCUGUGGGAGCAACUUUGGGAGGUGUGGCCUGGGUGGGCAGCAAGAGCUUUGAGCUGACCAAGACCGCAGUGUGCAGCGUACCAGCCGCGGGUGUGGGCCUGGUCAAAGGAAGCGUCUCCGUGGUGACAGGAGGUGUGGGGGUGGUGGGCUCUGCGGUGGCCAGUAAAGUCACACCGAAGAAGAAGGACAAAUCUGACUAGGAUGCACUCCCUCUCCGGGGUGGGGUGGGGUUGGGGGACUUGUAAAGGUUGCUGCAAAAUCUUUUUUUUCUGGGGGGAAAGGAGUGAGGAGAUCGGGGAAGGGGGCAGAGUUUUCACUCUCCUGACAUAGGACUAGGAAAGAGGCAUCUCUGUGCUUCAGUGACACUUUCCAUAGAAAGCAGAAUGAAACAAUUAAUUCCAUCUCAAAGUAAUUUUCAGCAGACUGGCAUUCAGCCUUGGACCAAAUUAAAAGAUAAAGGCCUGACAUGAUAGCACUUUAUGCUCUAUUCAUCCCAUCGUUUAUCGGAAUUGAUUGACUAGUACAAACAUUUCCAAGCCAGCCUUUCCAUCUCCAACCCGAAUUAUUUAGGUGGGGUGCUGCCCUGCUUACUUUAUAUAAUGUAGCGUCAUAUUGGAGUGGAAGUGCAUUGCCUAUUUUUAGCAUGUAUACAACAGCAUGUGGUGAAUUGAACUAAGCUGCUAAGAAUAUAAACAAUGGUAAUCAUCUUCAAAAUGGAAAACAGGUAAUAUGACCAAAUCUAGGACCAAAUCAGAACAUGGUUCAUAGUAAAUAUUAAUAAUAACAAUACUGAAUAAAGGCAUUGGUGUUGUCUGUUUAAUUGGUUGUUCUACAGUAUGUGGACAGUUUUGAAAUGAUGUGAGCCCUCCAGGGAGUAUGGACGGCAUUUGAUAGUAAUGAGUAAGUUUUGCCCAAGCACAGCAAGUCAAACAUCAGUAAGCAAACAGAAUCAGGUAGAUCAGCAGAUUCCUGUCUUUUAAAGACAGGUUUCUGUUGUGUAUUGUGUCAUGUAUCAAGAUGUUCCUCAUUUAGGGUUUUGAAGUUAAAAAUAAGAAUUUUCCCCUGUUUAUUUUCAUUUACUUUCUCUCAAUUAAAUUUCACACGUCUUUGAAACUGUUGGGUUUUUGUUCCCUGGCACAUUUAAGCCUAAUUUGACAUAGUCUGACAGGGUUAUUUAAAAUACGUCUUAGUGCAGAUAUCCAGCAGCAAUCCUACUUCAAAAGUUCAUUUUCACUCAUACUGGUUAUUAAGUACAAGCACAGCAAACUUUAAUAUCUCUGAAGGGGAGUUCAUGGAAUUGGAGCUGGAAUUUUGGGGCGUUACUUUAUUUAACAGUGUUUGCUUUUCUUCCGCUAUUUUGUGAUUGUUUGCAAAACCACUGUGGAAUCCAUGUUAGUCACUAUCAUUAAAAUUAAUUGGCAUGUGACCUUUUGUAGGAAGCACACUGGACAAUGUUUACCCUGCGCAAAGGUGUCAUUAACCAAAAACUGUACAUAAAUUUGUCCGUGUUGAGAGAGUAGAAACAUUAUGCUUUUCCCUAGUUCUAAGAGAAGCAUGGACAUAACAUAUUGUCCAGUGCUUCCCUCCUGUUGCUUUUCUGUCAUGUUAGGCGUUACUGAAAAUACGCUUUUCCAUCUUAUCACUAUAUACUGUUAUGCUAAUAAACAGACUUUUUCUCUUUACUUUUGAAGACAGGGACAGCAAUUUCUAUUCAUUUUUACGCGUGUUAAUUUUCACAAGCCACUGAGUUUUUCUUUGUAAAAUGAACCUUUUAGCUAGCAUGACAAUUAUCUAAACUGUGCAUGAUUUUAGGCAAUAGGUUGCUUGCGUAACAUUAGAGUUCUAUCAGAAAUGAUAUGUAUUUAAUUUACUGCAUUUCUCUUGUCUUUUUUAAACAUUCUGAUAGGUAUGUAAUGUAUUGGAAAUUCUGUACUGUACUGUAAAUCAAACUGAAGACAUUUAGAUUUUGUUUUAUAGAACUAUUUUUGCAAACUUGAUGCUGUAUUCGAUAAAUAAACUGUAUUUAAUGUUAAA